Molecule: messenger RNA, 2375 nt
Organism: Pseudoliparis swirei
Lineage: Eukaryota; Metazoa; Chordata; Actinopteri; Perciformes; Liparidae
Gene: hrob
Product: homologous recombination factor with OB-fold
Exons: 10
Coding region: 133-1938 (601 amino acids)
Biological process (GO): recombinational repair
Source: RefSeq, a predicted model, not a curated record
AGCGUUCAUGUGGGACGUUGAAGGCACGUGAACACAACAACAAGUCAUGUCUACACGCAGUCACUGAAUGGCGUUCGAUGUCUCGGUAAGUUUGGUGUCCAGAUUGAUCAAGUCCGGCUUUUCAUCGCUGCGAUGACCUGCAAAUUAAGUGGCCUGUUCAGCAUCGGGGAGGACUUCGACGAUGAGGACCUGCUCGGGACAGACUGGGCUGCCGGCUCGUCGUCUGGCCCAGCCGUGGUGCCAGCUGCCGUGGCGUCCUGCUCGCUGCGGGCUUCCUCCGUCUCUCUCAGAGGGCCGGAGACAAACUGCCUCCAGCCGGCCGGCGAGCGAUCUGCAGCCCGGUGUCAUGGCGCCGCAUCACAGAGCGAGAGCACGCACACUGCCGCUGGACAAACCGCUCCGGGUCAGGGUUUGAGACGGCCCUCCUCCGCUUCCUCCGCGCAGCCACUUCCUCCCGCACCGGACGCCUCUCGGCCUAAUUUGGCUUUGCAACGGAGUCCCGCCGUGACGGAGGGCCCGCCGGAGCCCGCCGCGGCUCGGGACGAUUUUGACGAUUUUGACGAUUGGGACGUGGACCUCGCGGACCUGGAUGAGUGCGACCGCCAGACGGCGCCGCCUCCUGCUCGAGGCCCACCUGCAUCGUCGUGCAAGACGCUGCGUCCUCCAAACUGUGGGGCGGUUCAGACGCGCCCCGAUCGGCCCCCGAGAGACUUCGGCACCGCGCGCCAGGCUUCUGGCUCAUUUGGUCAUAAGCUGCCCUCUCAGGCCUCCUCCACUCCUCUUUUACGAUCCCCAAAUCCCCGCCCUGCUCACCUGUCGGCCCCGCCACCGAGCCCCGGUGUGUUCCCGGGCCUUACCGCGUCUUCUCCUGGCCCCGGCCCCAUUUCCCGGACAAUAGCCCGGCCCCGGAGGUCGUGGGCCACUCCGGGACCCUCCCCUCGGGGCCGCGCCCUCUUUGAGACCGUCUCCCCGGCGCCCUCUUCCUCCCCGUCUCUGAGCCCUCAUCCCCUCCACACACCGGUCUUCACCAACCGCCUGGUCCAGUUGGUCUCGGCCUCCAAUAAGCUCCCGAGCAAGAGGCCUCGGUCUGAGCCUCAUCAGCCGAGGACCAGGCGCUUCCCCGGCCCCGCUGGAUUCCUGCCUCAGCAGCCACAGGGUCAGAACCUGGACGACAUCGUGGUCUCCGUCCCUCAGACUCCCGCUCACGGCGUUGUGGCCCGGUCGCCCAGCCAGGUCUCCAGCUCACAGACUGACGAAGACGAGUUCUGCGCCGGUGGCUGGGCGGCGAUGAAGGCCGAGAUGGGAUUGGACGAGAGGAACCCCUCAUGCUUCCUGCACUCUUACAGUGUCGUCAUGGUGCUGCGCAAGGCGGCCCUGAAGCAGCUGGCCAAAAACAAAGUGCCCAACAUGGCCGUGCUCCUGAAGAGCAUCAUCCACACGCACGCCGAUGCCAAGGCCGUGUUUAGAGACCCGACGGGGGAGAUUCAGGGCACGGUGCACCGGCGCCUCCUGGAGGACCGAGCGGAGGAGCUGAAGGUCGGCUCGGUGCUGCUGCUCAAACAAGUGGGCGUGUUUUCCCCCUCCCAUCGCAACCAUUACCUGAACGUGACCCCCAACAACCUGCUGAGGAUCUACGCCCCCGACGGAGUGGGUCUGUCCUCCACUCGGCUGCCCCCGCCCCUCCUGGAGCCGAUGUCCCAAGCGGGCUCCCCCCCCGCCGUCCUCCAGGGGACCGUGUCUCGGAUGCAGCUGGUGUUUGACGAGGAGGACGACGAGGGAGGGGAACACCCGAAAGCCCCGAGCGACACUCGGGCCGGCUCCGGCAAAGGCCCCCAAGAGCAUGCUGGGAGCCCAGCGCCACUGGACGCGGGCUGGGAUGCAGACGAUGACCUGGAUGAACUGCUGGGCGAGUUACCCGAGGAAUCCUACAUCCUUUGAAUGUUACAUGUGCAGACCGUCUCCAUGGACCAGGGCGUCGGUCACAGCCGCAGUGAAGACGUUCUCCUCUUUCAUUCCCCUGACCACCGAAGAACCCGUGACGACGUGUCCUCGGCGCUGUUCGACGCCACAGGGAGGCGUCUCCAGUUAAUUUUCCAGUUCUGCGUAUCACGGCUGAUUGAUGCGUCUCCAGAAGCCCACGCGAAGCCAACGCAUGCUCAUCGGUUCAGUACAAAAGCGUUGAAAACCAGCUCUGUUUGAUUCCACCUUCACACAGAAUAUAAUUUGCCUGCGUGUCGAGGAUGCAGCCCUCCGACUUUACUCUCCUUCUUCUCCGUUGGUGCACUUUACUUCGCAUACCCCCUACUUUACAACUAAUCUACCCCGCAUUGAUUUGCUAAUCAUGCAAAAAUAAAUAAAAGCGAUGUGAGGCUUUA